AACGUGGAUCAAGUAGACGCAAGACUGACGACCGUUAAAUGUAAAAAGGAAAAACUUGUUUUUUGGAGUGAGAACACAAUCCAGAAAUUCAAGAUGUACAGUGUAAAGCAAAAUUCAACAACCAUAUUAACAUGAAAUAAAUAAUUAAUCACAGACUUGAUUAACAACUGAUUAAAUUUUCUACAAUCAACACCCUUUAUCUGACUGAAAACUUUGUUAAACUUAACUUUUAAUGAAUCUUUGAAAUUACAGAAAACAUUAUGAGGUAAACUAGCUCUAGCAAGAUCAGACAAUUCAUUCGAUGAGACUUCAAUCUUUUUUAAAUUAUCAAUAGUAAUUUUAAUUUCUAAAUUAUGAGUACUUGCUGCCCACCUGCUCCUAAUGUGUUCUAUCUUCCUAAUGAAGUUGAACGUGUUGAUAUCCAGCAUAUUGACGCAAUUCCUCGUGUUGUUACCUAUAUGAGUAGGAAUGACUCCAUUUCUUCUGCAUUUGAUCAAAAAUGUGAGACGAUUCUUCAAUUUAGCCAGCUUGAUGUUAAGACGUGUCCAUUUCUUCAAGGUUUUCGUAACUAGAACACCAUAAUUUCUCGUAAUUUCUUUAUAAAGCCCCAUGACUAUAAGUAUUACAGCAACAACCAUCAUCGACCACAACGUGAGCAGCAAUUUUUAAUUGCUGAUGAAUUAAUCUCUUAAAAUGAAAGAAUAAAGACUUUUGUUUUCAACGUAUUCACAUAAUAAUAUCAAGUUUAACUAGUCCUGAAUCAAUUAAUACAGAGCGUUUCACUUAUAAGCAGCUUCCAUACAUAGAAAGGUUAAGCGACCGAUUAAACAAAACGUUGAAAUGUAUUGAUAACAUAAGGAUCAUUGACUGUUAUGAUUACAAAUUAGGAAACCAUUUUACUAAACUUAAGGACAAGACUGAUAAUAAUUUUAGAUCCAACUUGAUUUAUUGUGUUUUUCAUGCAAGGGUGUGAUGGAAAGUAUGUUGGUCAAACCAAUCAGUGGUUGAAGUGUAGAAUCUCGAAACAUGCAAGUGAUUGUAAACUAAAAAAGUCUAGUAAUGCUUUAUCCCAACACGUUUUGGAGUGCGGACAUGAAUUUGAUUUUCAAGAUGUAAAAAUGUUGGAUUCAGAAAGUAAUUAUUAUUAUAACAGGCUGUUCUUAGAGAUGGUACAUAUCAAUUAUACACAGAAUGCUGUAAAUUUUAAAACAGAUACUCAAAACCUUAGCAACAUUUAUGCUUAUUUGUUUACCUUAGAUAAGUUUAACCACAAUAAUUCACCCAACUUACAAAGCUCUAGUCCUAAUAACACCUCAACUUUCUCCAAUGAUAUGUUUUUUUUCAUUUGUUAAUUAGAUUUAUAUUAAUUAAUUAGAGUUAAAUUAAUUAAAGUUGAAGUUUAGAAGUUCAAUUUAAAUUAAACUUAUUAUUUGUUUCAUGUUCAUAUGGUUGUUGAAUUUUGCUUUACACUGUACAUCUUGAAUUUCUGGAUUUGUGUUCCCACUCCAAAAAACAAGUUUUCCCUUUUUACAUUUAACGGUCGUGCAUCUUAAGUCUGCUUCCACGUUUUAUUUUUAAGUUUUUCGAGUUUUUAAUUGUGUUCAUUACUCAAUUUUAAUUGUCAUCAAUAUAAUGUUGACGAAUUUUGAGAUUUUACACCUCUUCGAGUUACAAGUGCUAUAUUCACGGAAGAUCAAAAGGACAGCAGCGUGGAGUUGGCGUUUAAGUAUGCCGUGUACAGGAUAAAUAAGGACCGGGCCAUUUUGCCCAACACAACCCUCGUCUAUGACAUCCAAUAUGUGCCGAGAGACGACAGUUUCAGAACGUCCAAAAAGGCAUGUAGGCAAAUGGAAUACGGUGUACAGGCUAUAUUUGGACCGUCGGACCCUGUACUGGGACCACACAUUCAGAGUAUUUGCGAAGCUCUGGACGUGCCUCACCUAGAGGCACGAAUAGAUUUCGAGCCGUUCUCUAAGGAACUUUCCAUCAAUUUGCAUCCGAGCCAGGAGCACAUGAAUAAAGCUUUCAAGGACCUCAUGACAUUUCUGAAUUGGACUAAAGUUGCCAUCAUAUAUGAGGAGGAUUACGUCCCACUUGUUGGUGGAAAAGGAUUGUUUAAGCUUCAAGAACUUGUAAAAACUCCAUCCAUAUCAAGAAUUGAACUUUAUAUACGUCAGGCGGGACCAAACACCUAUAGACAAAUACUUCGAGAAGUUCGACAGAAAGAAAUCUACAAAUUAAUUGUCGACACUAAUCCCAAGAAUAUUCAGAAAUUCUUUCGAGCGAUACUUCAACUCCAAAUGAAUGACUAUCGAUACCAUUAUAUGUUCACAAGUUUCGAUUUAGAAAUAUUCGAUCUUGAAGAUUUCAAAUACAAUUCGGUGAACAUAACUGCGUUCAGAAUUGUAGACUUGGAGCAUCCUAAAGUUCAGGAUGCUCUCAAUACUAUGGAGAAGUUCCAACCCAUCGGCAAGUCUAUACUAAACAGGAGCGGAGUUAUACAGGCGGAACCGGCCCUAAUGUUUGAUUCAGUAUACGUCUUCUCUAAGGGUUUGGCGGCAAUGGAUUCGGGUCACUCAAUAAAACCUGCCAAUUUAUCUUGCGAUCUGGAACGGCCGUGGGAUGACGGAUUGUCCUUGUAUAAUUACAUUGACGCUGUGUCUGGCUUUCAAGGGCUAACUGGAUUAAUAGAAUUUAACGAAGGAAAAAGGGCGAAUUUCAAACUGGACCUAUUGAAGUUAAAAAAAGAGGAAGUACUAAAAGUUGGCCAGUGGACACCAUCAGGUGGAAUUAAUAUUACAGAUCCGGCUGCUUUUUAUGAUAACCAUGCACCGAAUAUCACGUUAAUCGUAAUGACCAGAGAGGAGAGGCCGUACGUGAUGGAGAAGGACGACAAGAAUUUAACGGGGAACGCCAGGUACGAGGGCUUCUGCAUCGACCUUCUAAAGUGGAUAGCAACCCAAGUUGGAUUCCAAUAUUCCAUACGCUUGGUUCCAGACCACAUGUAUGGCGUAUACGAUCCAGAGACCAAAGAAUGGAACGGAAUUGUGCGGGAAUUAAUGGAGAGGAGGGCUGAUCUCGCUGUUGCGUCAAUGACGAUAAAUUACGCGAGGGAGAGCGUAAUCGAUUUCACAAAACCGUUCAUGAACUUGGGAAUAGGAAUUUUAUUUAAGGUGCCGACGAGUCAACCAACAAGGCUAUUCAGUUUCAUGAAUCCCUUGGCGUUCGAGAUUUGGAUAUACGUCUUAGCCGCUUACAUGCUCGUCUCGUUCACCCUCUUCGUGAUGGCACGAUUUUCACCCUACGAAUGGAACAACCCUCAUCCUUGCCACCAGGACUCCGACAUUGUCGAAAACCAGUUUUCGGUCUCCAACAGCUUCUGGUUCAUUACCGGAACGUUCCUUCGACAAGGAUCUGGCCUGAAUCCAAAGGCUACUUCAACAAGGAUUGUGGGUGGGAUAUGGUGGUUCUUCACAUUGAUAAUAAUCUCAUCUUACACGGCGAAUUUAGCCGCAUUUUUAACAGUGGAAAGAAUGAUAACACCUAUAGAAAGCGCCCAAGAUUUGGCAGAGCAAACAGACAUCGCUUACGGAACAUUAUCCGGUGGCAGCACGAUGACCUUCUUUAGGGACUCGAAAAUCGGGAUAUAUCAGAAAAUGUGGCGAUUUAUGGAAGGUAAACGAUCGCAGGUGUUCGUAUCCACUUACGACGAAGGUGUCAACCGUGUCCUUCAAGGCAAUUAUGCAUUCCUAAUGGAGUCAACGAUGCUUGAUUACGCUGUUCAACGCGAUUGUAAUUUAACUCAAAUAGGAGGACUUCUGGAUUCCAAAGGUUACGGAAUCGCCACACCCAAAGGAAGCCCUUGGAGAGAUAAGAUCUCUCUUGCCAUUCUCGAAUUACAAGAGAAAGGCGUUAUCCAGAUACUGUACGACAAAUGGUGGAAGAACACCGGUGAUGUUUGCAACAGAGACGAUAAAAGCAAAGAAUCAAAAGCAAAUGCGUUAGGGAUUGAAAACAUUGGCGGCGUGUUUGUGGUGCUUUUGUGCGGUUUGGCACUUGCCAUACUGGUCGCGAUAUUGGAGUUUUGUUGGAACAGUAAGAAAAACGCCCAAACGGACCGACAGUCGCUCUGCAGCGAAAUGGCUGAAGAACUAAGGUUUGCAGUUCGAUGUCACGGCUCAAGACAAAGACCAGCUUUAAGAAGAUCCUGUGCCAGAUGCAGUCCUGCAACGACGUACGUGCCUGCAGCUCUUGAUCUGCCUCAUCUUAAUGGGGAAGGAGUAAUGUUACCCAUGAUGGAAAUGAAAAAAUCUCCAAUAACCUACGACGAGGACACCUAGCGUAAACUACACGGGGCCGUUUCAACGUUUUCGCGCUCGUCAAACGCAAUAAGGGAUUGCUGCGGAGGCCCGUCCAACCCCAAACAUCAACAACAACAGCAGUUGCAGCAACGGGCGGCGACCUUAAACUAUAAAACGGCGCCACGCUGCCCGCCAUAUUUGCCGAGGAGUUCGACCCUCGGUCGCGGUGGUCGAAAUCCUCAGACGAACUGCGACGUUGUGCCCAGGCAGGAACACGAAAAUCUCCCGCAGCGAUUUCAACAGCAAGAUGCGAUUCUCUGGAAGUUUGAUUGUGAUAUCACCGGCGUACGGCAGCCUAACGAUCCGGACCUCGUGGCCAGGACUAAUGCCGCGGUGUCGGAAGCGGUAAUUCUUACGAAUCGCACCACCUCAUUGUGAUACCUAGGUAGGAACAAUUGCGUAGAUAAUGUAAUAAGUAAGUCUGAAAAGGACUUAGGAAUGAUGGUUUCAUAUGUAUUAUAAUAUGUAUUAAUAAAAGUGUUUGUAUCGUAAAACAAUGUUUUAGUUUUUAUGAUUUUGGUUUCAAAAAGAAAUGAUGUCACGAGAGAUUAAAUCAAAAUCUUUUUAUAUUUCGGAGUAAAUUUUGCGUGAUUAUCUUGAGAUGAUUUCAAAAAUUCUCGAUUGAUUAGAGCAAGAUGAACAACUCGUUAAUUAUUUCUACUUUGUUCAUGUGAAGUAGGAAAACUUUAUUAAAUCUCAAUUUACAACAGAACAUUUUUUGUAGAGUUGCGCAGAUACAUAGAUAGAAGAAAAACUAAAACGUCAACACAUUUAUUAAAAAUAUUUGUGUUUGUUCAUUUACUGCAAUUUAUUACUUUAAUCGUUUAAAACAUCAUCAGAUUUUUUCUACCUCUAUUUAGUUAAUAAAAAUAAAUAUGUUGAAGAGAUUUUUUUAAUCCUUUUUCUGGUUAUAAAUGCUAAAUACAGACAGACUCAAUUUUUUGCUAACAAUCAAUUAGUGAUCCAUUUUAAUCACAAAUACUAGAAUAAAAUCGAUGAUUUUAGCAAAAAUUUUAGGUCUAAACCAGUUAAAAAGUGUCAAUAAUUUAUUUAAUUAUCCCAAAAAACUAUUUUAACUCUUAAACAUUGUUGUUUGUUGAUCAGUUUAACUCAAGUAGUUGUGACUAAAAUUUUGCCAUGAGUCACAAAAAUUCUUUAUGAAUUCAAUUUCAAUUUAUUGUUAGUGCUAGCGUUUGGAAUAAUUGUCCAUAAUAACGAGAGAUUGUUGGAAUAAUGAUUAGCAAUAUUUAAACUCAUUAGGAAUUACGCACAAAUCCUUGCGUUAUUAUAAUAAGGCAAUUUUAUUACAAUACUCAUGAAAAUGAAACUAUUAAGCCAGUAUUAGUGGAUUUGAUUUUGGUGAAACACAAAGCACCAUUAAUUGUUUCAGGGAUUCAAAAUUUAAUUUCACUGGAUGUUGCAUUCUGUGAUGCUAUUGUAUAAAUCAGAACUUGGUUAAAUUGAAUAACAUUGUUACUAAGAAUACUUGAUUAAAUUUUAAAAAUGAGUUGAAUGGAUUAGUUUGGAAAGUUAUUUCGGAUGCUCUAUUGAUAAUAAUUAUAUUUAAAUUUCGCUCCUUUCCAUGAUAUUUUUUCAUCUUUAAAUAUAAAUUAAAUUUAGUAUAAAAUCAGAACUCUAUUUGAGCCCAAACCGAAGGCCGAAAUCGAUCCGAAUCUUUUUGGUAUAGUGGAAUAAGAGAGACAAAGACCACGAGGUGAUUAAGAUCAACACUGUUCGCUCAUUGUGUCUUCAGCACACGGUUUUCUUAUCGAUCUACGAAUACUUUACUAAUUGGUAUUGUGGGAUAAACGAUAUCACCCCCUAAACUUGAUAUUUAUGUUUAGUUAACAAAAUAUUAUGUCAGUCGUUAAAUAUUUCUUUUUUUAUAAUAGUUAACACAUAAUUAAACUCUUUUUCCACUUUUUAAAAUUUCUUUCAAUGUAAAACAACGAAUUUUAUAAUAUAUUCAAAAAUAACACAUUUAAAAUUCAGUUUUGAAAGGUCAAAAUUGUUAUUAAAAUUUUAUUAUGUUCAUUUUACCUGUUUUGCAUGGCUAAAAAUCGAGAACCAACAAUUUUGUAAUGAAACUAUAGAAUUAUAAUGUUUAAUAAUGUAUUAUUUUUCAGAUAAUUUCUAUCGUUCAAAAUUUUCUAUUUCAGCCACAAAUAAAACUCUAAAUAAUGAGCGUUAGUAAAAUUUGAUUAAAAUUUUCUCUAUAAAUCCUUUGUAAGUGGGAUUUAAUUAUUUUGAUUUCGGCUACCUUUUUUUAAUGAUGUUAUUCAUAGUGUUCAUUAUAGCAAUAAUCGACCUCGCAUCGUUUUUAUUUAAUACCUUUUUAUUUUCUUCCUGCACAAUAAAUAUUUUUUGCUGUAAUGUUAACGUUUGACAAUAGGCUAAUAAUAAGUGAAAACAAAGCAGAAGAGCUAGUGACUUAUAAAACUUAAGUAAUAAAAUCAUUGCUUUUUUUUUCUUUUUGGAGUUGAUAGGAAGUAAAUCUCUUGUUUUGUUCGUACAAAAUAGAGAGAAUGAGGACCCGAGUCUAAACUGGGGUCGUUAAAUCUUUAAUCAAUUCUUAAGCUCCUUACUAACGUUCUAAUACUAAAAAGCUCUGAUCAAUCCUUGGAUGAUAAAAAAUCAUUGGAUUUAAGCUCAAUUUAUCAUUGGUCAUUGUUGUUUUCUUUCUAAUGUUUUUGAUUAUUUUAACCGAAUUAUCUGCACGGUUGAUGCUAAACAGGUUGAUUUUUACAUCUUUCUCGAUGAGUCCUAAGGCAUUUUGCAGAAAACAAAUUACAUCCUGUAAAAUAUAUUUCAGUAACAAUAAGGGUACAAAACGAUCAAAAAUUAAAUCUAAAUUAAAUCAUUUUUUAAAAUUAUUUUA
This is a messenger RNA of Onthophagus taurus, 7239 nucleotides long. RefSeq names its product glutamate receptor ionotropic, kainate 2. NCBI's taxonomy places the organism in Eukaryota, Metazoa, Arthropoda, Insecta, Coleoptera, Scarabaeidae. The record is from RefSeq and is a predicted model, not a curated record. Gene Ontology annotation, biological process: monoatomic ion transport. Gene Ontology annotation, molecular function: ligand-gated monoatomic ion channel activity; signaling receptor activity. Gene Ontology annotation, cellular component: membrane.